GUCUGUUUCAGGUCUGAAGGAGGAAGUUGUUUGAUUAGUUGCAGCAGGAAGCCAUCAGAGCUCCACCAUGACCGUCCAUCACGCUUUGUUCUUUUUCUUCCUCCUCUCUCUGCAGGUCAGAGGCAGCAGAGCCGUCCAAGCAUUGACACAUUAUGGAGAAUCUGGAGGAAACUUCUCGUUUCAAUGCCCCUUUCUCUCUUCUGGAACCUUGAAGAUCUUCUGCAGGGAGAACUGUGAAGGAGAAAACCUCCUCAUUAGAACAAGUGAUAAGACGGCUCAGAAUGGACGAUACAGAACCGAAUAUGUCCAAGAAGCUUCUAGAACCUACUCAGUUCUGUCUGUGAGCAUCUCAGGGCUGAACCAGUCUGACUCAGGUCUGUACAGAUGUGGUUUAGGCGACUCUUCAUCAUCAGCUUCAUACAAGGACUUCAGACUUGUUGUUGUAGACGCUCUGCUGGAUGGAAACAAAGAUCAUCACGUCUAUAAAGAAGCUGGCAGCUCGCUCACAGUCGCCUGUUCCUUUGGUUCCUCUGGAAGAACCAAAUCCUUCUGCAGAGGAGGACCUGGAGAAGAAGGGUUUCUUUUUCAGAUAAGUGGAGGCAGAGCUGAAGGAGGCAGAUACAGUUUAGAAUAUGAUGAACAGCCUUCAGGAGGAGUUCUGUUGGUGACCAUCAGCCAGCUGACCCAGUCUGACUCAGGACGGUACCGAUGUAAACUGGACAGAACUGGUUCAACUAGUUUAUACAGAGACUUUCAUGUCACCUUCAGAGAUGCAGUCGACCCAUCAGUCUCCACUCCACCAACCACCGUCAGCAUCAGGUCCAGUUCAGGAAGCUUCACACCUUCAGCUUCUUCUAAAACCACCAAUGUGACUCAGGACAACACUGCAACAUCUAAAGGUGCAUCCAACCACAGUGUCCUGAUGUUUGUGGGUCUGACUCUGCUCAUCAUCGCCAUCCUGAUAUCAGUGGUUCUGUUGGUUUUCUGCACAAAGCGACGCAAUAAACGUCAUGAAGGUUUGCGGAGGAGAGGAACAGAUGGAGCAAUGAUGGAGAACAUCGUCCAGGAGAACGUAUCUUCUCAGGACUCGACCUACCAGAGUCUAAGUCCUGCAGGCAGAGACCAGAACCAGAUCUACUCCACACUCACACAACCCAAAUGAGAGCCUGGACUCAGACCUGGACCCAGUUCUGGACCUCAGGGUUGCAGUUUGUUCAGUGAGGCUGAAACAAGAAGAAAUGCUGGUCUUUGUUCUAUUGAUGAUAAAUUGUUUAAAUGUUUGAAUUAAAGAGUUAAAUACCAAA
Fundulus heteroclitus (mummichog) is the source of this 1304-nucleotide messenger RNA. Its product is annotated as polymeric immunoglobulin receptor-like. The transcript is spliced from 7 exons. Gene Ontology annotation, cellular component: cell surface. Bases 68 to 1162 code for a protein of 364 amino acids. Lineage: Eukaryota; Metazoa; Chordata; Actinopteri; Cyprinodontiformes; Fundulidae. The record is from RefSeq and is a predicted model, not a curated record. Gene Ontology annotation, molecular function: signaling receptor activity.